Messenger RNA from Schistosoma rodhaini, 288 nucleotides. Lineage: Eukaryota; Metazoa; Platyhelminthes; Trematoda; Strigeidida; Schistosomatidae. The record is from the annotation of a GenBank genome assembly.
AUGAAAUCUGGAGCAACAGGUGCUGAAGUUAUCGUUUCUGGUAAAAUUAAGGAUGGGAAAGCGAAAGCUAUGAAGUUUAGUGAUGAACUCAUAAUCCAUUCUGGAGAUCCAGUUAACAAUUACAUUGAUAAGACUGUAUGUCAUGUUCAACUUCCACAAGGUAUAUUAGAAAUCAAAUUCAAAAUUAUGUUAGAUCACGAUAGUUCUAGCAAAAAAUGUCCUCGAAAAUCUUCAUCUGACACCGUCACAAUUUUGGCCGCUAAAGAAGAUUUACAAACACCAUUAUAA